AUGGAGAACUGUAGAUGCGCUCUUGCAUCGUCCGGCGGAGAGAAAAAGUCGGAGGUGGUCCGUGCACUGCGGCGCCGGAGUUCAAUUUUCAGUCCGCCGUCAUGGACAACAUCUCGCAUCCCUCCAUCGCCGUCCCCAGGUUUCCGCGUCAGCGACGUCCAAUUACGCCUCACCGUCGUCUUCAAACUCCUCAUCAAUAUGCUUUGCCUUCGGUGUACGGCUCUGCCGACCGCUUUCAGGUCCUUUGCGGCCCCAGCAACCAGACUCACCUCCGCACCGCUCACAUCCACCGCAACCUCUCUAUCAACACCGUUCCGUGCCCUCUCCUCCACGACCCUCUCCUCGCUCCGCCUCCCUCAACAACAUCUCCCCUCUCAGAGCCUCAUUACCUCUUCUUCCACCACUACUAUCCGCUCUCUGCUCUCCACCAAAAACUCCUUCGCAAACCAACAGACCCGCUCCUUCUCCGCUAGUGCCUCGUUGGGCGGAAAGCGCGAUACCUACAACCCCUCGCGGAGGGUGCAGAAGCGCCGUCACGGAUUCUUGGCUCGGUUGCGCUCGCGAGGUGGACGGAAGAUUCUGUUGAGGAGAAGGGCUAGGGGGCGAAAGUCGCUGAGCUGGUAG
Molecule: messenger RNA, 624 nt
Organism: Aspergillus luchuensis
Lineage: Eukaryota; Fungi; Ascomycota; Eurotiomycetes; Eurotiales; Aspergillaceae
Product: mitochondrial 54S ribosomal protein bL34m
Exons: 2
Coding region: 1-624 (207 amino acids)
Biological process (GO): translation
Cellular component (GO): mitochondrial large ribosomal subunit; ribosome
Molecular function (GO): structural constituent of ribosome
Source: RefSeq, a predicted model, not a curated record